Messenger RNA from Dendroctonus ponderosae (mountain pine beetle), 7637 nucleotides. RefSeq lists its product as uncharacterized. The transcript has 12 exons. The record is from RefSeq and is a predicted model, not a curated record. Bases 693 to 3710 code for a protein of 1005 amino acids. Lineage: Eukaryota; Metazoa; Arthropoda; Insecta; Coleoptera; Curculionidae.
CUGGGCCCCAAAAUAUAAGGGCUUCGGCCCCAUUUCAUCUGGGUUCCUUUCGCCUUUGGCUGUUCCCAUUGAUUUUAUCAGAAGAUCAAUACUGAACUCUCGUUCUGUUCUGCCAGUCUCCAUUUUAGAUAUUCAUUCAAUGCAAUCUCAUUUUGUAUUCAUUUUCACCUGGCUCUGUUGCGUUGGCUCCAACGCAACCUGGUUGAAUUCUGGUCAAUUUCAUCGUGCCUUCAAGGGGCCCCAACAUGUUUUCUUACUUUCCUUGAUUGUUCUGUGCUUGCAAGUAUAGGGUGUGUUCCCACAGUGUUAUCUUUGAAAGAUUAGAAAAAUUAAUUUUAGGUAACACCAUCAGAACACUCUUCACGUUCUGUUACUUGGAAACUGUGCAACUUUAGCUCGGUGUUUAUUGCGAUAUUCUAUCAAAACCUUGAUGAUCAUGAUGAGACCUUCAUUUCAUACAUUUGAAUUCAUUUGAAUAGUUUAGUUGUAAACACAUCUAGAACAGGCUUCUCCAAGCCUUAAAAAAUGUAUUCUUUUUGGACUAUUUAUUAGGUUGAUCUUGGCAUCGAGCUCUUUUAAUUUGAAGUUUCUCGGCCACAUCAAGCAUGUGAAACGCGUUUGACAGCCACAAAAAGUGAGGAAGUAUGGGAAUUGAGUUACAGAAUUAACGUGUGGUGGCUCCCAGCAUAAUCAUGGAACCGACCGGAGGAACAAUGUGCCCUGUCUGCACGCUUUAUUUGCGGCCAGGUAUAACUCUGAAGCAUCACUUAACUAGUCACCCCAAGCAAAAAGUGAUUGAGGCGUUGGUGCAGUUUUCCACCGGCAAUGCUUCCAGGAUUGAAGCAACGCAGCCACAGAACAAUGGAUUACCGACCGACGUCCCUCAAAACAAUCCCAACAUGCCACCACAUAUGAAUCAGUUUGCUGUGGGACAUCCUUCGAACAUGGGCACUGGACAUUUCUUUAUGUACCAGCAGAGCAUGAGCGCAAGCACGCCCCAUCAACCCAACGUUUCGCCGAUGCCACUCAAUCCGUUUGCUCAACAGUAUUUGGUUCCUGCUGUAUACAAUCCGCAAAUGAUGCCCUACUUUUAUCAGCAACAACAGCUGAUUAUGUCCAGUAAUGGGCUGCCUCCACCACCUCUACCUCUUCGAGCUCUGCCUUUGGACUCGGUUAAUGUGGAACCCGUGAAUAAUGCAGCUGAUACCAGAACAACGGCGGCCGAAGCGCAGCCGACGAAGGAUAAGGAUUUGGAGAAAGGGGAGAGUCAUGAAAAGACAAAACUCAUCCUAAACGAAGUUUCAAUAAACGAGUCAGGUAUCGAAACUGGUUCUGAAGCGGAAGUAUGCCAUCCUAAAGAGCAGGAUUGCAUGGAGUUUGAAGAAAAUCAUUUGGAGGAAGAAGAAGAAGAUUGUUCUAGUAUUGAGGACGAUCACGAUCUCACAGACGCAGACUAUAAACCCAAGCACGAACCCGAUCGAACUGAAAGCGCAUAUUUAUCGCAUGAAGACCAGCAAGCGUCCGACGAUCAGGAGUAUCAGUUCAGUCCACAUGAAGCGAACGGCGAGCAGGACUAUCACGAUGUUACAACUGAGGAAACUGUGGAUCCUUUACAAUCGCAGUUAUCGAGCUUGAACAGGGCCUUUGAGUUUCCGCCAUCUUCGCACAAGGCUUGCCAAACGCAAGGUGGAGAAAAUUUCUCUCUAAGAACGGUGGCUCACAAUGGCGAACAGCCUGUUACCGCGGAAUCGAAGCCAGAGGAGUUCUUCAUCGACCAGAGAAGCAAUAUGUCCUGCGUUUAUACGUCGGAUGAUCAUCAUUCUUAUGAACAGUCGGAACCGAUCUACACCUCAGCAAACAUAAUAAAUAACACCGAAGGCUUGGAAUUCAUCACGAUGGAUGAAAUGCGCGACAUGCAAGUGACAAUAGGCGAUUUUUCUCAGAAUUCCUCCUCGAUUCCCACUAGCGAUCACAAUGAAACUGACCGUCCACCAAACUCGCCUAUACUGGUCACUAUCACUGCCCAGCAAGAGGCCAACAUGGAAAUGUUCGAUAGUAAAGAGUACCAUUACGUGGAGAACGUGAAUAUUCAGUCGGAUGAAAAAAUGCCACCGAGAGGAGAGUUAUCUGAACAAGAGAGCAUGGGAAGUACAAACGACAUGGUAUGGGGCCACCUUUACCAUUAUCAGGAGCCAGACAGUGUGGGGAGUUACGAGCACAAUUCGUGGGAUGGCAAUCAGGAGAUGGCCGAAAUGGUCGAGGAUGAUUCAGGGAAAGCUAAUAUCAGUACUGUGGAUAUAGCGGCACUGAAGCAGGAACCGAAAGAGGCGAUUCCCGCCGCGUCUGCUGAGAAUUUCAAAAUGCCACCUCCAAUCGGCUUGGACAUCAAUAAGAAGAAGGUGAAGAAGUUGGUGAUCAAACCCAAACCGAAAAAAGAGGUGCAGGCGAGUUUCGAUAAUUUAUUCACCAGCAGAUUGAAGAUGGAAGAUUCAGAGGAAAGCGCCGCGGAUGUGAAACUAGACAAUAAGGAAGACGUCAAGGAUGGCGCGACGACGAUUCUAAUGUGCAAGAUCUGUGAUCUGAACUUCAAAACCAGAAAAGAACUGGGAUUGCACAAUAGAGCGUUGCACAACUACCGCAGAUUGAAAGUGAACAAAUGCGAGGUUUGCAAGGAACAUUUCGAUUUGGAGCGCGCCUUCAACGAUCACCUCCGAAUCCACCCGUUGGAGUGCAAAAUGUGCGGAAAACUCUUUUACCGAAAAUACGGCUUGAAGCUGCACACGUCCAGACAUCUGGGAAUUAAGCCGUUUAAGUGCGAUCUAUGCGACAAGGCGUUUUUGGUCAAGCAAAAGCUGGAGGAGCAUCGCAACUGCCAUACGGGCAAUCGUCCCAUUAAAUGCUCCAUGUGCCCAUCUACGUUCAAGAGGUAUUCGAACUUGAUCCAACAUCGGAACAAGCAUCAUUAUAUGAUUCCUCCAAAAACUCGCGAUUAUAUUUGCUUCUGUGGCAAGCUGUUCCAGACGAAGAAAAAACUGGCUUGGCAUCGGGAAAUUCACGACUCCAACCCGAAAUCGUGCACUGAAUGCAGCGAAAAGUUCAUUCACAAGGCCAGUCUAACGCGGCAUAUGAGAAGAGCGCAUAAUUCUGAGUAUUUGCCCGACAAUCGAGAUCCUUCACAGGCGAACACUGAAUGUCCAGUGUGCAAAGGCACUUAUCUGAAAACCUCGCUAGACGCUCACCUGCGCACCCACACCAAUAUCAAGCAAUUCAGCUGUCCAAUUUGCAGCAAAGAGUUUACCACAAAGUGGAACCUGAAGUUGCACAGAUACACUCACGAGUCGAGAACGCAAAAACCGUUCAAGUGCGCUCUAUGUAGGGGCGCGUUCAUACGCGAGAGCGACUUUGUCUCGCACAUGAACUCGCACAAGAACGUCCAACCCUACACGUGCAACUACUGCGGUGCGAAAUUCAUCCGCAAGUACAACUGUCAGCGGCACGUGAAAGAACACGAGAACGCCAAGAUGUACAACUGCGAGUUGUGCGGUAAGUCGUUUCAUCGUUCCUACUACUUAAAGGAUCAUAUGCGAAUACAUAGUGGGGAUAGGCCGUAUUCAUGUCACAUCUGCGGUAAAACCUCGACGACCAAGUCGAAUCAUAACAAGCAUGUGAAUAUCCAUCAUGCAAGGGAGCCAGUAACCACUGAAUCCUAAGUUGGAGCGCGAAUGCCUUUCAAGCCUUAUACGCUAAGUUCCAAUCAAUAGACAAAUUGUGAAAUCCUUUCAGGCGUGUUUUGGUUGCGGAUUUUACCCCAACGUUUUAGUUUGGUCUUUUUUAUUCGUUUUAAUAUGGUUGACAAGUUUCAAAGGCUACCGAACACGUUGUUCAAUCCUUAAUUUUGUUGAUAAUAGUUCUAGAUGCUUAAAAGUUGCAAAAGUGCAAUUUUUGUGUUAUAAUCAUUUUAUAAACCGACCGUUUAACUAAUUUUAUCGAGAGACUUCAACAAUCUACUGGUUUUUAUGCAAAAUACGAAUAAACUCAACGUUUUAUGCAUGACAUAUUUAUAUAGAACCGAAAUAGGAAGUUUUCCGAAAGCGUUUUGUAUUUUUACAAAGUUGAUUGGAACUAAGUGUGAGUCAUUUAGUGCAAGAUCUCCUAUGGUUUAAGUGCGCUUUAUUGUUGAAUUAUUAGUGAAAUUUUUCUAUUGCAGCAGUAAUAUACAGGGAGUUUAAAAAUGCGCGGCUGUAUUAAACGGGGGUGAUUUUACGAAGGAAAUUUACAAAUACUUUUGGGAAUACCGAUUAUGUGGUCAGUGAAGAAAAAGUUCUAAAUCUGAGCAGAAAGUUGCAACGGGUAAGGCAAUAUUUUGUAAGAAAUUUGGGACACGAGAUUUGAUACGGCAUGAGGCGCAUUUGAGGACCUAAAGGUUCUUAGAAAUAUAAAAAAGGUUGAUAGUCGAGCCUCCUGGGACAAGUUUGUGGGAGGCUCGUUUGGGAUUCAGCAUCGGAUGAAUUUAAGCUCGUGGUAAACUCGCCCCGUGCUUUUUUGGCGAUCCGGAUGAGCCAAAUACGGGGCAGAAUACCAGCUAGGUGGCUUGCAGCAGGCUCGUUAGUUACAAAGUCUUAGGCGAGCCUCUGGCGCGGCUUGCAUUCGGUCCGUUAUAUUUCAACCUUCACGCGACAGGAACGCACCAGUCUUCCCCGCGCUUCUUUUAUCAGGCUCGUCUUAUAAUGUAAUACCGCGAAUCCAAAAGUUCAUGGUAUUGUGCACAGGCUCUUAGGCGUGGCGUACCGGAGGUUUGUCACAAUUGUGAAAACCUUACAGUGCGCAGCUUCUUUCUACUCGUGUCGGCUAGGCCUGCGUAACACUGUGUUACGCUAUUGAGUUGUUGCCGCUCUCUGAGUUAUAACUCAUUUGUUAAAGCUUUACAAGACCCGAUACUUGAAUUUUCACAUCUAAAAAAGGGUUAUUAACAUUUUUUCUGAGUAACGUUUUACUACUUUGUUCAAACAAUUUUAAAAAAAUCUAGAUUUUCCCAGCACCAGAACUAAAGAAAGUCGACGAGUUUUCUUGUAAAAUCGAUCUCUUCAUUUUUUUGCAUAACAGAUUCAAUUUGCCAGUAUUUUAAAGUAAAACGUUAGGAAAACGCGGUUCAGUAUACCAAAAAGUAAACCGUCCACACUAACGGUGCGAAUAGAUAUGCCUGAGCCAAGACCACGCCAAGCCGAGUCCUAGCCAAACCUGAGCCGAGCCCGUGACGAGUCAAUACGGAUCUUUUUAACUAACGAGCCUUGAUCUCAAUUUAAAUAACAGUAAGAACAAAGAAACAGUAACUACCAGGGGAACAUCGCAUGAAGAUGGAAAAUGGACUGGUCUUGAAUGGUUUUCCAAAGAACCUCCCCAACUUCUUUCGGUUAUAUCAAGCGGCAAUUAAUGCAAUUAAUUGCACUCGGAAAAGUAUAAGAAGAAGAAGAUCAAGCGGCUUUUCCAUAUUUCCGGCAAUUUCCAGCUCUAACUUUUAAAGAAGCUGGAAAAAUCGCAACAAACGUGUUUUCUAAUGGUUGGCUUGACAGGAUAAUUCCUCAAUUGGAGACAGUUGUUAUCAACUUGGUCCGAUACGAUUUAUUUUAUUUAUCUAUACUUUUUAUCCUUCCCGAAUUUAUUCGCUUGAAUCUUGAAUCCAUUUAAUAAACCAGACAAACACGAAACACGCUGUCAUUUGGAAAAAUGCAAAAUCGUAUUUGUACUUUGAUUCUCUGGAAACCGCUGGAGUCGAUCGAAAUUUUAUGGAUAGAUUCAAUCAAACUCUUCGAUGGAUUGCGCGAAUUGCCAGCUUGAAUAUUUGGAGGGUUUUUAUUUGAGCAUUUCUUUUAAAAAUCGGCACUAUUUGCACUUGGCCUGAAGGAGGCAAGGAAAAUCAGCCCUUGACUGGAUUUCAGUCUAUUCACUUCCCGAUUACGGUCAAACCAGAUUUUUGAUUACACAAAUACAUGACCGACACUAAAUAAAAUAUAAUUUAAAAAUUUAUUAAAAACUUUUGAACAGAAGUUAAUCUUAGCUGAUGUUCCCGAGAACAAGCGCUCUAAACCGAAAAACUUCAAGCCCGAUUAUCACAUAUAAAAUAUCUGGACACUGAGGGGCUUAAUUUGGAACUUUUACUCAUUAAACAAACCUCUCUAAAUAUGGCCGCGUCUUUUUAAACAUCCUGUAUAAUGCGUUAAUAUGAUAAUUAUGGACAUGUUGCGGUUUUUACAAUAGAAAAAUCUUAUCGGGCGUUUGCAAUGGUUUCGGAAUGGCCAUAAGAUGCGUUUGAUCAAAUGCGAUGGUUGAAUUAAGUUGAAUACCGCGACUGGUGCUUCCAGACUAAUUAGGAUUUCUAUUUUUCCAAAAAAAUCCCGUUAAUUGGCCAAUAGUUGAUAGUAGUGAAUUCCCAAAGAAACAGGUAUUCUGUUCCUUUAAACGGCGCUUUACAUGUCCAUAAGCCCAAAGCCGUUUAUUUUUCAAACAAUUUUUUUUAGUUCAAAAUGUGAUUUUUUGCAAAAUUCCCAUAAUCGCCCAACUGCUCUUAACGGUGCAGUUUGUAGUAGUUAUUUAUAUGCGAACUUUAUUUCUUGUUUUUUUUCGACAAAUUUAAAUUGUGUUAUGGAAAUAUAAUUUGAAUUGUGUUAGAGUUAUUUAUUAUUGUUUAGGAUUUUUGGUCGGUUUUCGCAUAAAAAACUCAACAGUGUGGUACAAGCACAGAUUCUUCUGUGCUUGUACCACACUGUCAUCAACAGAUGGUACAUCUGCUGGUGCCAGAUGGUACAUCUGUUGAUGACUAUUUUCAAGUAGAAAACAAAUUGUGUUCAGUUUACUAGUACUAGGCUUUUUUUCAUAGUGGGAUCUUAUUAGGCGAUAUGGAGGUAAAGGAGGCGAAAUGGUAGCGAGUCCUUUUGUUUUCGUUUUACCUAUUUUGAGUUAGUUAAUUAUAAGUAACUGAAUAUCUGUGAUAAUAACUAACUUGUAUUUUAUGUGUUCAUACUUAAUUGUUUCGUUUGCCUGUAUUUGAAUGAGCUCAGAAUGUCUAUAAGGGGUGUUUAUUUGGAAAGUACCCUUGUAUUUUCCGUGUAUAAAUACGAACGUAAACGAUAGUUUUUGCAAUUCGGCUGCACUCAUUAAGAAAAUCAUUGGCAAUAGUUAAAAUUCAUGGCUUAUUUUCACAUAAACCCACUUUUGUUUCGCAUAAUUCUUAGAUAAGCAAAUUGUUUGCUCAUUGAACCGGUAAUUUUUAGAUAAACACUCUGUAAGUCGUAAAUGGUGAAUAUCCUAAAGUAAUUUCUACUGCCUGUACAUUGUAACAGAUUAUACGACUUGAACUCUUAUCUGUACAUAGCGGAACAGGUUUUUAUAAUAUGUUAUAUUGUAGAAUGGUUUCUGUACAUUUAUACCACACGCACAAGCGAAGAAGUGAGGUCUUUGCUCGCCCGUGUACUCUAGAACUAAUAACGUAUAUUCACCGGUUGGUUUAAAUAUUAAUAAUUUACGUUUUAGGCCAGUAGGCUGAAAAGGUUUUAUCGAUUUAAUUUAAUUUUUAGUUAAUUCUGUAAAUAGGUGUCAACAGAGUGCAAUGUUUUCAAAUAAAAAUCAUUAUUACUUCUCUA